Molecule: messenger RNA, 5445 nt
Organism: Owenia fusiformis
Lineage: Eukaryota; Metazoa; Annelida; Polychaeta; Sabellida; Oweniidae
Source: the annotation of a GenBank genome assembly
CUGUCUGAAAGUGUCACUCUAUGUGAAAUUAGCAGUAUAUGAACGGAAUAUAAAAUCAAACCAGCAUACCUUAAUAUUCUAGGGAUAUAGUUCUUAUUAAGAUCAAGAUACUGAUGGACAACUAAGAACUGUGAUAUAUACAAGUUAGAGAAGGUGACAAGAACCAUUGUUUUUAAUACCUUUGGACCCGUUCCUAAGAGGUAAUCUCUUUUAUAAUGAAAAAAUGAUCUCGAACGCAAAGCAACAGUCAAUUAAUUGAAAUGAGGAGCACGUCAUAAAUCAAGAUAGCCCAAUGGACAUAUAAAGUGGUGCCACAGGACAUUCCUACCCAUAAUGACAGACCAUGGAUAUUUUUCCAUUGACGGUGGAUCGAGUGCGAUCAGUCCACACAAAGACUCCCAAACCAUAGAAACCAAAUCACUGGCCACGACUGCUACAUCGAUGACUCCUCGCCUGCCGAAGAUCAUACUAAGAGACACGAGAGGCAGAGAAUUGGACACCGAAAGUGUCUUCCAGACAAAGAUCUACGAGGCUAAAUGGAGAUUACAACAUGGAGGUGCUCCAAGCAAUUCUUCAGACUGGAGACUGCCCCAUGUGCCAGUAGUGGCUAGGCCUGAUUUUUCAAGAGUUAACCCAGAAAAGUUAGAAAGACUCAGAGCGAGUAGAUUGAAGCACGGGUUCAGUUCUCAUUUAUCGAGAAGUGAUUCCUUCCCCGGUUCAUUAGCGGAUAUCGGAGAAGAGGAAAACUUUCUCCCCUCAAGUUUCAGCUUCCCAGAAAAUCUGCCAAAUCUAGCAACGGCUGUGCUAAAGAAAAAGCAUGUCAGGUCGCGGUCAUCCGACUCGGCAGCGUAUUACCACUCCAGUCAGUACUACAGGGACGCCCUCGAGAACGCAGGCGACAAGGUGUUUCUGCCCAUAGCAUGGACGGCGCCGCUCCACAACAAGGAGCUAUCAGAGACGGAGAAAAGAGAGAACCCUUAUGUAUGGCCGGGGUUAUGCACGGGGUGCCAGCGGGUGGACAAUGAAUUGUGCUAUGGGUGCGAACAGAGUGCAAUACCUCAUCUUCAUAAAGUGAAACCGGUGAGAACAGGGGGUGGUUUCACGUACUACAAAAGGGAUUACCCGAAACAGGAGGACAAGAAGAAGAAUCCUCUAUAUUGGAAGACAAAGGGGGACUAUAAUGGCAAUAUUCAUCUCCAUGGAAUUGACUUUCCUGAUAUGAGAAAAUAUGGAGUGAGUCUGAAUAUCGCCAAGUCUACGAUAGAUGGCUCUGCUGGAGACAUGCAGAUGCGUUCCAAGGACGAUGGAGACAUAGAUACAAAAAGAAAGUCGCCGAGUAAACGUGUCCAAUAUGCCGAUGACCUGCAGCAGCUACUCCCGUUAGCAGAAACAGGAUCUCCAGGAUCCGAGUUAUCAUUCAGUGCCCCUCCAACGCCAUCUCGGUCUGGCUCGGGCUAUUCAGGCUCAACUGCUAGCAGAAGUAACGCCAAAACACGAGAGAGCGCCUCCCAAAAGGAUGACAUACUGUCGUCUCAUUUCGGAGAACCGCUUCAUGAUGAACACUCACAACAGAGUCUCAUUGAAGACGAUACUUUAAAUGGUGUGAUGAGAAACAUGAAACCCAAGUCACCUUCUUUAAUUGAGAACCCAUCGUUGAAUGAGACCACAGACACUCGAGUGAGUAGACCACCCUCCAAGACGCCAUGCAACUCAGCGGACUCGAAGGAACCAGGUGUUCAAGCAGAAGACAAUCGCAGCAGCCCUGUAGCCAGGGCAGCAACCUUAGAAGUGGAGCCUAUUUACCUUACAGAGGAUACAAGUAGAAUAGAUGAAGAAGGAAAAGUAAUAUCCCCGGGGACACCUGGUUCCGAAAUUGACAAGGACAUUGUUUCCUCAACACAACACACAUCCCUACAUGAUACGAGGGUUCGAACUGUAGUCGCCAAAAUAAUUGAUACAUCAAACGAUCCGAGUGAACAUGAAGGGAGAAGUGAUGAUGAACAAUACAUUAAUAAUGACGAUAAAGAUGCUAGAUAUGAGAAGGACGCUACUGGUGUUGAUGAGGAUGAUGCUGAAGAUGUUGAAGAUGCUGGUGCUGGUGAUGCUGGUGUUGAAGAUGCUGGUGCUGGUGAUGCUAGUGUUGAUGAUGCUGGUGCUGGUGAUGCUAGUGUUGAUGAUGCUGGUGCUGAUGAUGCUAGUGUUGAUGAUGCUGGUGUUGAUCCUGAAGAUGAGACUGAUACUGUUAUUGAUGGCGUUGAAUCACAUACAACAGGGACAUAUAUCGGUACUGAAGAGACAGACGCAAACACUACUGGCUUAUCACUGGGUAGUAGACACAGUAGGAGAAGUAGAGGGAGUCUGUACAAAGCUCCCAAAGCGUUUGAAAUUAAACGUGGCAAAACAAAGGUCACAAAAGCGUCAGAUCCUUUCGCCAAGGAUCGUGAUAUUCAACUCCCAAAGUACAAGGAAUUUACUGUUACAAAGAGCGACAAACCAACAACUGAGUUUGUGGACUUUGAACACAAACCAGUGGAUUACCAGGAACCAAAACAAUUUCAACUGAAAGAACCAAUCAGAAAACCUAUUGAGCCGUGGACUCCGCCAACUAAACCAGAAACACUUAAGUCGAACUCAACACACACAUCUCUAGCCAUCGAUUCUCCAAAACCUAACUCAGCCCCACGUGAACAAUCACCACCGUCAACUGCAGACUCAGGUGUUGUCACUAUACCCCAACCAGGUGAACCAAAGCCCCCGCUCACUGCAGCAAAUAUUGAUGAAAAUAUAAGUAGACCCGAAAUUAUUAACACUCCUCAGGGCGCCAACACAAUACCACUUCAGACAAAUAUUACUCCAAUAGCCCAGACUGAAUAUAUACCAAUUUCAGGCCAAUUCUCUCACAAACCAAGAACGGCUCCCUCCAAAUCUCAUACUCCAAAGACCCCUUCAUUAGAAAUAUCUACCAAGCCAAUUGAUUCAUCCACAAACUCAAGACAUAUUACUCCCCCUAAUUUUAUCAAGACCAAAGUUGGAUCAUUUAAAAGUAAAGCAAAGGAAGUUGGUAUGGCCAGUAGGGUGUUCAAAGCAUUUAGGAAACAAGAACAGAGCAAGAACAGCCAAAUUGCUUCCCCGGAUAGAGAAGUAGUUGUACUUCACACACAGACGUCCCUGGAAAUAAAAGAUAAUGGAUCCCCUAAGAUCCCUACCCCCACCAUAGAAUUGCACCAUAGUGCCCCUCUACCCUCACCCAUAGAUAUACAUGACACCCCGUCCCCCAUCCCCUCAGUGGGAGAUGUCGAUAGACACGAGGCUGUCAAUGUCACCCCACUCUCUUCAAGGAGUCAAUUCUACACAGAUCCAGAACCAACUGAACCAACAGAGGAAAAACAACCAAGUCCCGUUAUGGAUGACGGGCCAAAGAAAGAAGUUGUGGAUACCAGCAUUACACCAGAAACGGAUCAUGGAUAUAUAUUCCAUGAUCCAGAACUGGAAGAUUUCAGUGAAGAACCAGUUGCUGUAACUCCUAUCAAGGACCCCACUCCAGAACCUGCCGUGAAGGAGACCGAGCCAACUGUCCCUAAGCUACCUCGCUAUAGCAUCAAAGAAAGUAAGAAAAGCACCGAGAGGAAGAGAGCGGGAGCACCCAAGAAGAAGGAACCGGUCAAGAAAAAGGAAAAGGAGGUCAUUGUAGAGAAAGCUCCGACCCCUGUGGAAAAGCCAGAAACACCACCACCUUCAAAACCACAAACGCCAGCAGUUGUGGUAACAAAAGGAGAACCGCUGCCACCAAUUAGAUUCAAGCCUCCUCCAAUCAAAAUGGCGCCUCCAAAACUUCCGGUUGCUCCAGUUGUUGCACCACCAAAGCUGCCGCUAUUUCCAGAGGAUGCCUCAAAGCACAACCACAAUAAGACAGCCAUAGAGAAGAAACCUGUCAUUGAACAUCCUCCCAUACAGAAGAAGCCAACGAAUACUGAAUUGUUAGCUAAAAAGAGAGCCUCGCAACCAAAAAGAAGACGAACUAGAAAUGUUCCCAAUGCCAACGAGGAACCCAAGGAUCUUAGGACGAUGCAUGAUCCCUUGAAUUACCUUGCUAAAUAUUGCAUCAUACAACCUGAGCGGAUGCCGUACUAUGAGAGGGUGUUUAACCGUACCCUGGCCAACCAAGGCUACCCUUAUGAUGACAUACCAGAAUCGAGAAUACCAAAAGGACAAACUGAGCCAAUCAGUACCGAAUUACCCGAUAUGCUAAUGGUUAUUGGAAAUACUGAUGCUGAUGGUGAUAAAUUACAAAGUUUGGGUCAUGGUGCAAUAACCCCACACGAAGUGAAAAUGAUUACGGACCACACUCUUAUCAACAGGGUUCCCGCUUACAAAGGUGCAACUGGACUAGGGGAGUCCGACGAGUAUGUUAAUAAGCUCUCAUAUACACUGGAUAACUACUACGACCGUUACGACAACAUUCAGGCCAAGCUUGAUGAACUGAAAGCCGACAAAAACUCCCGAUUGAUAACUAUGAUACGCAAGCACCACCCUGAAAUUAUGAGAUCCGAUUAUGUUGCUCCAAAGAAAAAAGGAAAGAAGAAAGACAAGAAGAAUAAAUCUUCCAAAACUAAAGAGACAGCGGGUGAUGCUGAGACUGAGCAGGCAGAGGAGGAACCCACUUCACCUCGUAUUCUAACCAAUGAAAUGAUCAUUGAACGUUUAGAUACGCAUAGUCUCGCUGUGUUGGAGGCGGACCCAGAUAUAAGCCAAAUGAAUCUUGAGUUAGAAAGAAUGAAAGAAAAGAUACACGAGAUUGAUGAUAGGAUAGAAGACCUCGAAGACGAAAAGAAAUUGAUGCUGGUAUAUAGUAGGGAUCAAUUCCAUCGCAAUGAGAUUGAUCAGGCUAACGAUGCCCAGUUCCUCCGUAAACAGAGCGCCCUCUAUCAAAGAUUGAACCCCCAGGAGGAUUUAGAGAUGAACCUGGUUGAGGUUGAGGAAGCCUUGCAACACAUCAACAAUAAUCUCAUCUCGCAAAGUGAAAUGGCAUUCAUAUUCCAUGUUCUAGAUCUACCUGGAAGGAGGAGGAUUAAUCUCAAAUUAUUCAGUGCCGUUGCUGCAUUGUCUGAGAAAAUUACUCAAGUUGAACCACUGGUACGGAAAUUGAUCAAUAAGUUGGACUUCCAGGCAUUGACCAUUAAAACAGACCGUUGUAAGGAGCUGUUUUAUUUAUUGGACGAGAAGGACUUUGAUGUUCCAACGGGGAAGGUUUCAGCUAGGAACCUUGGGAUAGACCUCAUUGCGGGAGGUGUAUCACCAGAGAACACUGAAUAUGUUAUGAGCAAAUUUAACAGAGAACACAAGGGUGUGGUCGAUUUCCUGGACUAUCUGAUAUACAUUCCAUUGUUCAUUGAAAUACAUGAACGUAUCGUAAUGGACCCGCUAAACUUCAUAAGAAAUCUAUAA